This is a messenger RNA of Ostertagia ostertagi, 225 nucleotides long. Lineage: Eukaryota; Metazoa; Nematoda; Chromadorea; Rhabditida; Trichostrongylidae. The record is from the annotation of a GenBank genome assembly.
AUGCGCCAGAUGCGGUCCGGUGUUAUUGUUCGAGUCUCCACCAACACAGCUGAAAUGGAAGAGAUGAUCAACGAACUCAAUGUGGAGGGUCUGAAGAUUGGAUUGGAAAUGAAUAUGUCCAAAACGCAAAUGAUGGUGAACCAGUGGAGUGAUAUGGGAGAAAUAAUGAAUGAGUCUACGGCAUAUCAACACCAAAAACAGUUGGCACUGGAGCCGAGUCUAUGA